AUGUCCUAUGACCGCUACAUUGCCAUCUACAAACUGCUGCAUUACAUGACCAUCAUGAAUCAUAGAGUCUGCACACUGCUUGUCUUGGCCUCUUGGCUGACUUCAUUCUUAAUUUUAUUCCCAUUACUCAUGUUCUUCAUACAGCUUGAUUACUGUAAGUCCAAUGUUAUCAACUGUUUUACUUGUGAUUAUUUCCCUUUAUUAUACCUUUCUUGUUCAGACACCAAAUUCCUAGAGAUACUGGGGUUUUCCUGUGCUGUGUUUAUUCUAUUGUUUACUUUAGCAUUAAUAAUUCUGUCCUACAUAUAUGUCUUCAGAACAAUUUUGAGGAUCCCUUCUACCACCCAGAGGACAAAGGCCUUUUCCACAUGUUCUUCCCACAUGAUUGUCAUCUCCAUCUCUUAUGGCAGCUGCAUUUUCAUCUGCAUUUUCAUGUAUAUGAAUCCAUCAGCAAAGGACAGGGUGUCUUUGAGCAAGGGGGUGGCUGUGCUAAACACCUCAGUAGCCCCCAUGCUGAACCCCUUUAUUUAUACCCUAAGGAAUCUACAAUUCAAGCGAGCCUUCAUGGACAUGGCCAGGAAGACUCUACUUUUCUCAAGGAAAUGA
Molecule: messenger RNA, 606 nt
Organism: Rangifer tarandus platyrhynchus (Svalbard reindeer)
Lineage: Eukaryota; Metazoa; Chordata; Mammalia; Artiodactyla; Cervidae
Source: the annotation of a GenBank genome assembly